AUGACUCAAGUUCGGACGUUCACUCCUCCCCAGUCUCUUGGAGAGAGGCUCUCUGACCCAUCUUCUACACCCACAUCUGCAGGCGUUACUGUUCCUCGGACUCUGCCUGACAUCCCUGAACUAUCUCAACCACGACGGAAUUCUCCCCCAAGACUCAACGGCGACUACAAACGCUAUCCAAUGGCCAGUGAAUCAAGGAAGGAUGGUGGAAUCACCUUCGCAGGCCAAGACAAACUGCCAAAACUUCCCAUUCCCGAGCUAGAAUCCAGCUGUAAGAAGUACCUGGAAGCUCUAAAGCCGCUGCAAACAGCGCGGGAGCAUGCGCAGACACAGUAUGCUGUAAACGAGUUUCUCAAGAGUGAUGGCCCCGAGCUGCAGGAGAAGUUGAAGACAUACGCCCAGGGAAAGACAAGCUAUAUCGAACAGUUCUGGUACGACUCUUACCUCAACUUCGACAAUCCUGUUGUUCUCAAUCUGAACCCCUUCUUCCUCCUGGAGGAUGAUCCGACCCCCGCUCGCAACGAUCAGGUCACUCGUGCCGCCUCUUUGGUCGUCUCAUCACUUGAAUUUGUCCGUGCCGUACGCAAGGAAGAACUUGCCCCAGACAAGAUCAAGGGGACUCCUCUUUGCAUGUACCAGUUCUCAAGGCUGUUUGGAACUGCUCGAGUACCCACUGAGGAAGGUUGUCAAAUCGAACAAGAUCCUGAAUCGAAACACAUUGUCGUCAUGUGCCACGGCCAAUUUUACUGGUUUGACGUAUUGGACGAUAAUUCGGAUGUUAUCAUGAGCGAAAAAGAUAUCACCUUAAACCUCCAGACUAUCGUCGAUGAUGCGACUCAAAUUCCGAUCCAGGAUGCUGCAAAGGGGGCACUGGGAGUAUUGAGCACUGAGAACCGCAAGGUCUGGUCCGGCCUGCGAGAUGUUCUGACCAGUGAGCCAGGCUCCAACAAUGCUGAUUCUCUGGGAAUCGUGGACUCAGCUCUCUUUGUUCUUUGCUUGGACUACGCCGAGCCUGCUGAUGCUGCAGCGCUCUGCCAAAAUAUGCUUUGUGGCACGAGCGAGAUUGAGAAGGGCGUUCAGAUUGGCACUUGCACAAACCGGUGGUACGAUAAACUCCAGAUUAUUGUCUGCAAGAACGGAAGUGCUGGCAUCAACUUCGAACACACUGGCGUCGACGGCCAUACAGUUCUACGGUUCGCCAGUGACGUUUAUACCGACACUAUUCUUCGAUUCGCCCGCACCAUCAACGGUAUGGCCCCUUCACUCUGGGCCUCUUCUAGCCCCGACCCAUCUAAGCGCGAUCCCGAGAGUUUUGGCGAUGUCAGUGUUACCCCGCGAAAGUUGGAAUGGGACAUGAUUCCCGAGCUCAGUGUUGCUGUUCGCUUCGCCGAGACCCGUUUGGCCGAUUUGAUUGAGCAGAACGAGUUCCGAACAUUGGACUUUAGCCACUAUGGUAAGAACUUUAUCACAUCGAUGGGAUUUUCGCCGGAUGCUUUUGUUCAGAUGGCUUUUCAGGCCGCCUACUAUGGGCUCUAUGGCCGUGUGGAGUGUACUUAUGAGCCCGCCAUGACCAAGAUGUUCUUGCAUGGCCGAACAGAAGCAAUCAGGACGGUCUCAGAAGAAGUGGUCGAUUUUGUCCAGGCCUUUUGGGCUGAGAACCCUGCUGAAGCCAAAAUCGAGGCGCUUAGGAAGGCUUGCCAGAAGCAUACCGCGAACACCCGGCAAUGCGCAAAGGCCGAGGGCUGUGACCGACACCUAUACGCUUUGUUCUCCGUUUGGCAGAGAAGCUUGGACGAUGACCUUGAUUACAGCAACGGCUACUCUAGCCCUGGUGAUGAAUACUCUGACCAGGCCGGAACACCUAUUGGCAGUCCUGCGCAGGAUUCACACCCUGCUGUGGAUGGCGUCGAGGUGAGGCCCACGCGGGAUCGUGGCUACAGCGUCAACUCUAGAUCGCGAGACCAAGCCCCUCUCCCAGCUCUGUUUUCUGAUGCUGGAUGGGAUAAGCUUAACAACACUAUCCUUUCGACUUCUAACUGUGGCAAUCCUGCCCUUCGCCAAUUCGGCUUCGGUCCCACGUCGGGCGAUGGAUUUGGUAUUGGGUACAUUAUUAAGGAUGAAGGACUUGCUAUUUGCGUUGCUAGCAAACAUCGUCAGACAAAGCGAUUUGUCGACACUUUCGAGAGUUAUCUCCUAGAGAUCCGCCGUGUCCUUCGCGCUGGUAACCGCAAGAUGUCUAUCGGCAAAGCAAGCCGUGCUCGUGAGGUGGAAACAGAACGUCCCAAACUUCUCAAUCGCAUCAAAUCUCGAGGACGGCCUAUUACUGCAGUUGAAAGCUUGCGCUCAGCCACUGGUACCACGUCACCAACAAAUGAGAGCAGUACCUUUAGUGAAGAUGAUGAAAUGGGCGGAUAUGGCUUUUUCGAUGCCGGCAUGCUGUUGCAAGCCCUCAAGGCUCGCAGCGAGCACUUUGAAUCCUCCGAUAGUCGCACCUCGGAGAGAGCUGCUGCCGCACAGGCUCGUCGUCGCGACAUUGGAAAGAAGUUGAGAUUGAGUGAUUACUGA
This is a messenger RNA of Fusarium coffeatum, 2565 nucleotides long. RefSeq lists its product as uncharacterized. Gene Ontology annotation, molecular function: carnitine O-acetyltransferase activity. Gene Ontology annotation, biological process: carnitine metabolic process. Gene Ontology annotation, cellular component: mitochondrion. Lineage: Eukaryota; Fungi; Ascomycota; Sordariomycetes; Hypocreales; Nectriaceae. The record is from RefSeq and is a predicted model, not a curated record. The transcript is spliced from 3 exons. Bases 1 to 2565 code for a protein of 854 amino acids.